Gavialis gangeticus (Gharial) is the source of this 1172-nucleotide messenger RNA. It is a transcript of the gene ATPAF1, whose product is annotated as ATP synthase mitochondrial F1 complex assembly factor 1. The transcript has 8 exons. Bases 120 to 740 code for a protein of 206 amino acids. The record is from RefSeq and is a predicted model, not a curated record. Gene Ontology annotation, biological process: mitochondrial proton-transporting ATP synthase complex assembly. NCBI's taxonomy places the organism in Eukaryota, Metazoa, Chordata, Crocodylia, Gavialidae. Gene Ontology annotation, cellular component: mitochondrion.
CGCAGUGCUAGUAAUAGUUUCUUUGUUUUAGUUCCGAUCCAGAACUUUUUGAGUCUCGUCUGGAGAAACUAAAUGAACUGAAAAAGCAGCCGGUAGGAUAUUGCAAACAAGUGGAAUUUAUGAAAUAUAUGGACGAAAAGGCAGAAUCAUCGGGUACAAAGACAUUAAAGGGCGGAUUCACAAAACAUAAGACGCUUGAUUCGGUACUGAAUGUUGAGAUGGUGAAAGACAAAACAGCAGAGGAAAUAAAACAGAUUUGGAAUCAGCAUUUUUCUUCAAAAGAUACCAUUUAUGCCGUAAUUCCUGCAGAGAAAUUUGAUUUGAUAUGGAAGAGAGCCCAGAAGUGCCCUACAUUCCUGUGUGCUUUGCCAAGGAAAGAAGGCUAUGAAUUUUUCGUGGGACAGUGGUCAGGGGCAGAAUUGCACUUUACUUCGCUUAUAAACGUUCAGACCCAAGGUGAAGCCGCUGCCAGCCAGUUGAUCUUAUACCACUAUCCCGAACUGCAGAAGGAAAAGGGAAUAGUGCUGAUGACAGCAGAAAUGGACUCCAAGUUCUUGAACGUCUCUGAAGCCCAGUGCAUUGCUAACCAGGUCCAGCUUUUCUACGCAACAGAUCGUUCAGAAACCUUUGGAUUAGUGGAGACCUUUAACCACAGACCUAACGAAUUUAAGUACAUGUCAGUCAUAGCUGAGCUUGAGCAGAGCGGACUUGGAAGAGAGUUGACAGCAAAAUUGGACUGACAAAUCCUAGUGCCUGCUGUCUGCAACUUCUGGGCAAGAGGCAGUUGGAAUUUCACAAUGGACCAGUUCCUUACUUAGGCUUUUUAUUUUUUUUUUAUUCUUUUUUUGAACCGUGAUGAAAGAGAGUGUGUGUACUGUAAAACUGGUAGCCACAGGAGUGAUAAGAAGAGGAGCAGAGAGUCUGAUAUUCAUGCCUGACUUUUAUAUUGAAGCAAAAUGGUAGUUUAGGAUAAGCGGCAACGUAAGCAUGGACAGAGUAGAACAUAAGACCUUAGGUCAGUCUCAUCAGAACAGUUUAUUCCAUAACUUCCUUGCCGAGUGGUGUGUUACUUUGGAAACAAUAAAUAACAUGAGGAAGAACAACUGCUUGCAGAACAACUACUGCAGUUUCAGCAGUUGGAAAGAUAAUAAAUGGUAUUUAUUUUCAGCAAA